Molecule: messenger RNA, 876 nt
Organism: Ilex paraguariensis (yerba mate)
Lineage: Eukaryota; Viridiplantae; Streptophyta; Magnoliopsida; Aquifoliales; Aquifoliaceae
Source: the annotation of a GenBank genome assembly
AUGAACGAUGGAACCGGGCGUUUUACUCUACCCUGCGCCGGCGGUGCGCAUGAUAAAACGAUAUUCAACCGUAUCAUGCCAAGAUUCCGGCCAAUUGCCCCGAAACCGGCCACCGACACUUCUUUUCCCGGAAAUUCUCCUGCGGUCAACCAAAACAAGCCCAUCACGAAACGAAGAGCUAAGAGAAAGUACGUUAGGGUUAGCAGGAACAGAAAGUAUAAGAAGAAUAAAGCGAAAGAAAAGAUAGAUGGCUUUGACGACGCAGUUACGACGCUGCCGUUGCCGCCUCAGAUGGCCGGCUUGAAGACCACAUCAGCAGCAGGAGGUCCGCCUCAAAAUAGAGACUUUCCGGUGGUAAAAUCGGUACCACAGUUACCCUUGUCCAUAAACUUGAAUAAAUCUGAGAGUGGUAAUAUGGUGGCAGUUGGUGGGUCAGAUCUGUCAGAUCGGACGGCUGUGAUGAAGUCCAGGAGAGUGGUGGAGUCAUGGGUGAUCGUGGAAGGCCUGACGGAGGGGUGCAUGGACGGCGGAGAGCUGGGAAGUACGGACAUGGAGAAAAUGAAGAAUCUGAAGAUGGACACAUGUCCAGGUCUUAUAUCGGACGGUUUUGAUAAGGUGCAGUGGGUAAAUCUACCAUACAUGAGGAUGGUGGACCCACAGAUCGACGAAGAACCACCGCCGGAGAUGGUGGCUUGGCUGGUGGUGAAGGACAAAUUACCGGUACAGAAGCCGGUGUUUGCAUGCAGAGUACGAGUUGUGAACACGUGGCGGAAGGAGAAGCAAUCACAGAUAAUGCCGUGUGAUGUGUGGCGGAUGGACUUUGGAGGGUUUGCAUGGAGGCUUGACGUUAGGACUGCCCUUAGUUUGGGCCCUUGA